Molecule: messenger RNA, 1545 nt
Organism: Mercurialis annua (annual mercury)
Lineage: Eukaryota; Viridiplantae; Streptophyta; Magnoliopsida; Malpighiales; Euphorbiaceae
Product: E3 ubiquitin-protein ligase SINAT2-like
Exons: 6
Coding region: 493-1419 (308 amino acids)
Biological process (GO): multicellular organism development; ubiquitin-dependent protein catabolic process
Cellular component (GO): cytoplasm
Molecular function (GO): ubiquitin protein ligase activity; zinc ion binding; protein binding
Source: RefSeq, a predicted model, not a curated record
CAAUUUUCUUUUUUUCUUCUGUAAAAUCUGUUUUGACACGCAUUUCCACGAUUCCUAAAAUCACGUUCCUUUCUCCACCUCACCACUUUGUUUUGCUUCUUGUCUUAGUGCCAACAAAUGAUUCAAUAAUUGGGUCAUUCAAUAUUCAAUAUUUUGGACUCUAUCCUCUCUAGAUUACCUCUUCAAUUUUUUCUACUGUUCUGAUUUUGAUGGUUGAUCCAGUUAACGAGCUCAAUUCUUCAUCUGGGUAUUCAUUUUUUGGACGCAGUCCCUCGAGCCAAGUCCAGGAUUACUGUCAAAUUCCGGGAUGUUGAUCGCCCGCAAGCUCACAUACCUCAAACAAGAAGCCAUACAUUAGGCUUAUAAAUCAACAGUGGCUUCAUCAAAUUUGAGUUUGAGGGUAAACUAAGAUAUGGAUGCUAGAAACCUAUGAUGGUGGCUCUGAUUUGGAAUUAGAGACAUUAGAGCAACCGAAAGCAAAGGCGCGAGACCAUGGCUCCUGGAGGUGUAAUCUGCAAGGAGAUGAUCGAGUCCCGCAUAGCAUUUACAGAUUAUGAUAUGGCAACUUCUACAUCCGAGUAUAGAGAUUCACCUUUCAGAAAACCUGCAAUUCGUUCAGGUGGAAAUCUUGGAACUCCCUCAACUAGUGAUGUGCAGAACAUGCUUGAAUGUCCUGUCUGCAUGAAUUUAAUGUACCCUCCAAUUUACCAGUGUCCAAAUGGUCAUACUCUAUGCUCAUGCUGCAAGGUUAGAGUACACAACUCUUGCCCUACUUGCCGGGGAGAGAUGGGAAAUAUCCGGUGCUUGGCUUUGGAGAAGGUUGCAGAAUCACUAGAACUGCCAUGUAAAUACCAGAUUAUGGGUUGUCCUGACAUAUUUCCAUACUACAGCAAACUAAAGCAUGAAAAAAAUUGCAAUUGUCGUCCGUACAACUGCCCAUAUGCUGGAGCUGAAUGUUCUGUUGCUGGUGAUAUUCCGCUACUUGUAAUGCAUCUAAAAAAUGACCACAAGGUUGACAUGCAUAACGGGUGCACCUUCAAUCACAGAUAUGUGAAAUCCAAUCCCGACGAAAUUGAUAAUGCUACAUGGAUGCUAACUGUUUUCAAUUGCUUUGGCCGACAGUUCUGUUUGCACUUCGAGGCUUUUCAGCUAGGAACAGCUCCUGUUUACAUGGCCUUCCUGAGAUUCAUGGGGAGUGAAGAUGAGGCAAGGCAAUUUAGUUACAGUUUAGAAGUGGGUGGGAAUGGAAGAAAGCUUUUAUGGCAAGGAAUUCCGAGAAGCAUCCGUGAUAGCCAUAAGAAAGUGCGGGAUAGCCAAGACGGAUUAGUAAUUCAGAGAAAUAUGGCACUUUUCUUCUCUGGCAGUGAUCAGAAGGGAUUAAAGCUUAAAGUGGCUGGCCGCAUCUGGAAAGAACAGUAAGAUACGUAGCCUGUAAUUAACUUCUUGAAUGAUAAUUUACUCAGAAAAUAAAUGAUGUUAAGAACUGCCUGUCCUCCGUAGGAUCCAUUGCUUGCAUUUAUAAGCUAUAUCACCAUUCCAGUUUUU